GUGUGAGUUAUUUCGGUUAUGGCUCGUCAAAAUCACCUUCUCAGGCUCAAGGGUACUGUAGUCAAAGUAUUGGUGCAAAUCUAGCUAGCUUCGUCAGCCAGGAUGACAUUGACAGAAUUAUAAGUGUUAUGCCCGACUCGAACUGGUAUUACUGGACAGGACUUAAGUAUACACAGUCCAGUAACUCAUGGAGCUUUAUGGACGGGACGGAUACUACAUUCGCCUUGUCAAGGAUUGGUGCUCAAAGUUAUAACUCAGAUAAGUGCGUGCUGAUCCUCGCUGGUGGGACAUUCAAUCCAACUCAUUGUACAGAAUCGAGGCAAUUUAUUUGUCAAAUUGGUCAACAUCCAAUUCCCACAGAUCCACCAAGUUCAUCAGGUUAGACUAAAAUAGUUGUUUAUCCUUCGGUUAGUUUUCAUAAUAAGCCAGUAUACAUACUAGUGUCGACUGCGCAUCCAAAAUGACUCGUUUUGAGACGAGACAAAAUUGCGGUUGAAUCAUAACAUGGAUUGAAUCAUAGCAAAGCGGAAGCCGUGCCGAGCGAGUGUUGCAUGUAAUUGCGGUGGCAAUCGAAGUUAGUUCGGUGCGUAAGUUUGUUAGUCUCUUGGAAAUCAUAAGUCUUGAUAGCAAUUCAAAAAUAGUAUGUCAAGUCGCCAACGUGCUGUUUUGCGCAUGCUCCAGGGCGCCGCACGAGUACUAUAUUGAAGGAUUUGUAGACGGAAAUUUCGAGAGGAAUUUUAUACAUUUUAUUAAACCUAACCAGGAGCAGUUGGAUAACGAAAUGGAUAACAAUAUGUGUCUUGCUAUUCCGUGCAAAGAUUACCGGUGGUAAGAUUACCAGUGAUUACCAAUGGUAGUUAAAAAAAGAAAGUAAAUGGAAAUUGUCGAGUGUAAAUUUUAUCAGUGUAAUAGAUAAAGCAUGAGCGGCCGUGUUGUGUAUCAGAUAUACAAACUUGAGCCGAAGGCGAGAGGUACGUUGUAUGUCUGGGACAACACACGGAUGCGAAUGCUUUAUAUGGCUUGUGAAACGUCUCGAUGAGAACAUUCGUAUUCUUCAUUAAUUUUAAAUAUUCAAUGAAUGAUACUUGGUGAGAAAAUUAAACUUAAAAAAUCAAUAAUAAUUCAGGAGGAAAACACAAAGAAAAAUCAUAAGCGUGUCGUAUCUUUAUAUGUGAUAAAAAAUCAUGUUAAUUUACAUAAACUUUAGCUUUGAUUUUCUCGGUUUAGACAAAGUUUAUUUUAUAAAUUACUUAGCCAAUGUACUCAUAUAAGAUGGGUCGUUUUUUAAGCCAUUUAAAGCACUUGUAUAGUCGCGUUUUGUCAGAUAUAAAACGCUCGGCUGCGCCUCGUGAUUUAUAUCUGAUAAAACACUCCUACGCGUCCUUUAAAUAGUACUUAAAGUUUAUGUAAAAUGAGUUUUUUAAGUACUGUUUAAAACAUGAGCAGUAGUGUUUUAUUAGAUAUAAUGAUACGAGGCGAAGCCGAGUAUCUUUAGGUCUGCAUGAUAAAACACGCACUGCGAAUGUUUUAAAUUGCUUCAAAAACGAUCAAUCUAGUAAGUUCAUUGGCAAAGUAAUUUUUUGGGUUGUGUAACUCGAGAAAAUCAAAGUUAUAAAGUUUAUGUAAAAUCAAGCAGGGAAAACUCUAUCACAUAUAAAGAUACGACACGCUUAUGAUUUUUCUUUGUGUUUUCCUGAUGAAUUAUUAAUGUGUUUUUAAAUACAUUUAUUAAACCCUAAGCGAUUUAUUUAAUACACAUGCACACCAUGCACUAUUCACCAAGUUAAUUUCAGAUAUUUUUUGUUUUAGGUGUGAGUUAUUUCGGUUAUGGCUCGUCAAAAUCACCUUCUCAGGCUCAAGGGUACUGUAGUCAAAAUAUUGGUGGAAAUCUAGCUAGCUUCGUUAGCCAGGAUGACAUUGACAGAAUUAUAAGUGUUAUGCCCGACUCGAACUGGUAUUACUGGACAGGACUUAAGUAUACACAGUCCAGUAACUCAUGGAGCUUUAUCGACGGGACGGAUACUACAUUCGCCUUGUCAAUGAUUGGUGCUCAAAGUUAUAACUCAGAUAAGUGCGUGCAGAUCCUCGCUGGUGGUACAUUCAAUCCAACUCAUUGCACAGAAUCGAGGCAAUUUAUUUGUCAAAUUGGUCAACAUCCAAUUCCCACAGAUCCACCAAGUUCACCAGGUUAG
Paramuricea clavata is the source of this 2192-nucleotide messenger RNA. NCBI's taxonomy places the organism in Eukaryota, Metazoa, Cnidaria, Anthozoa, Malacalcyonacea, Plexauridae. The record is from the annotation of a GenBank genome assembly.